Molecule: messenger RNA, 2030 nt
Organism: Cuscuta campestris
Lineage: Eukaryota; Viridiplantae; Streptophyta; Magnoliopsida; Solanales; Convolvulaceae
Source: the annotation of a GenBank genome assembly
AUCUCACCAUUCCCACGUGCUUUUCCCUCCAUCCACACUCAUUGAUUCUCCACCGCUUCAAUCGCCGUGAAUCCGAUUUCAAAUCAAGCUCCGUGUUGCAGACACGAAGAAGAAGAAGAAGGAGACGUUGAUGGCGAUGAACGGGGGAGAAAUCAACUCUCAGAUGAUGAAGGUCGUCAAGGGAGAGUUCGGCUACGUGCUCGAAGAUGUUCCUCACCUCUCCGAUUACAUCUCCGAUCUCCCUACUUAUCCAAACCCACUGCGGUCUAAUCCUGCAUAUUCAGUUGUCAAGCAAUACUUUGUUGACAUGGAGGAUACAGUUCCCAAAAAGAUUGUUGUUCACAGUGAUAGUCCAAGAGGGGUCCAUUUUAGACGCGCUGGUCCUCGUCAAAAGGUGUGUUUUAGUUCAGAUGAUGUGCAUGCUUGCAUUGUAACAUGUGGUGGUUUAUGUCCUGGGCUAAAUACUGUGAUCAGGGAAAUUGUUCACAGCCUUGACUACAUGUAUGGUGUCAGAAAAAUCAUUGGAAUAGAAGGAGGCUACCGGGGAUUUUAUGCUAAGAAUACCAUUGAUUUGACUCCAAAGCUUGUAAAUAAUAUACAUAAACGUGGUGGCACAAUCCUUGGAUCAUCGCGUGGGGGUCACGACACCAAAAAAAUUGUUGAAAAUAUACAGGACCGUGGGAUUAAUCAGGUCUAUAUUAUUGGUGGGGAUGGAACCCAAAAAGGAGCAGCUGCUAUCUAUGAGGAAGUAAGGCGGCGUGGUCUCAAAGUUUCUGUUGCUGGUAUUCCCAAGACAAUUGAUAAUGAUAUUCCGGUAAUUGACAAGUCGUUUGGUUUUGAUACCGCUGUGGAAGAGGCUCAACGUGCCAUCAAUGCAGCUCAUGUUGAAGCUGAAAGCGCUGAAAAUGGUAUUGGUUUGGUGAAGCUAAUGGGCCGCUAUAGUGGAUUCAUUGCAAUGUAUGCAACUUUGGCCAGCAGAGAUGUAGAUUGCUGUUUGAUUCCAGAAUCCCCCUUCUAUCUUGAAGGACAGGGUGGGCUUCUUGAGUACAUCGAAAAACGGCUCAGAGAAAAUGGGCACAUGGUAAUCGUGAUAGCUGAAGGAGCUGGGCAGGAGCUUCUUGCUGCCGAGACCUUAAAUGCCAAAUCCGAGCAAGAUGCUUCUGGAAACCAUCUUCUCCGAGAUGUGGGUAUGUGGCUUUCUGAGAAAAUCAAGGACUAUUCUAAAAAGAGACAAUUUCCAAUUACUCUUAAAUACAUAGAUCCAACUUAUAUGAUCCGUGCCAUCCCAAGCAAUGCAUCUGACAAUGUGUAUUGUGCAUUGCUUGCUCAAAGUGCUGUGCAUGGAGCGAUGGCUGGGUUUACGGGCUUCACAUGUGGGCUUGUCAAUGGUCGCCAAACUUACAUCCCGUUCAACCGCAUCAUAGAGCGGCAAAACAAGGUUGUGAUUACCGACCGUAUGUGGGCCCGUCUCCUUUCUUCAACGAACCAGCCAAGCUUCUUGUGCCCGAACAUGGUGGGGAGCUCCGGGAGGGAGGAGGAGGGCGUGCAAAGCCAGCCCGUGGCGCUGGAGAAUGGCAAAACGCACGACAUAGGUUCCAUGUUGUGAAGGAACAAAAAAAGGGCACACGCUUUUUUUUGUUAAUUAAUUUAUUAAUCAACCACAGUACUAUAGUCUAUAAUUCUAUAUAUUUUGAUAUCUUAAAGUCUUAAUGUCUCCUUGCAUCAAAAAUCUGCCUCUCCAUCCCGCUGGAAUUUGUCUACUACCUUAGCUUACACAAAUAAUAAUAAUAAUAGUAAUAAUAAUAGUAAGGGGUUGUGCUUUAUUUUGAUUCACUUUACUCUUCAUAUGAAAAAUGGACUGCUGAUAUUGCGCUUUUAGGGAGGGUGAAGUUGUUAUUUUAGUCUUAUGUGUGGAUGUAAAAUGGAAAGUGUUAAUAAGUUUUUUAAGUACCACAUUGAGAAAAUGGACAAAAUCCACCGGGAUGAAGGGAGUAGUAGUGAGAUAGUGUUGAUAAAGAAUAUGUUCUCUU